Dendrobium catenatum is the source of this 1810-nucleotide messenger RNA. RefSeq names its product O-fucosyltransferase 31. The record is from RefSeq and is a predicted model, not a curated record. The transcript has 10 exons. Lineage: Eukaryota; Viridiplantae; Streptophyta; Magnoliopsida; Asparagales; Orchidaceae. Bases 1 to 1665 code for a protein of 554 amino acids.
AUGAGAUAUCGAACUUCGCCUUCGCCACUCACUUUGUCGGGAACGAAGGUUAGGGUUUGGAGCCACGGUGCGAGCUUGUUAGACAGGAUUUGGGGGCGGUGGAGGCGGCGAAAGGGGAAGAUGAUUAACUUCUUUGUCUAUCAGUACCAUUCGCAGAGGAGGGCGGUGUACGCCGCUCUUCUUUUGAUGCUUCUCCCGGUAUUCUGGCCCGCGCUUUUCUCACCCCUUGGUCAUGCCUCUCCUUCCAUGUUUUCGGAGUGGAAUGCUCCAAAACCAAGACACGCAUCUCUUCUGAAGGCCGCUUUGAUUUCUGAAAUUCCCAAUGAGCGGAAGUCUGAGCUCUGGGCUCCUUUGGCGCCACAGGGUUGGAAACCCUGCAUUCCAUCAGCAAGUAUUACUGGACGCCCUGUGAAGUCAAGUGGAUUCAUCCAAGUGUUUCUUGAUGGAGGGUUAAACCAGCAAAGGAUGGGGAUUUGUGAUGCUGUUGCUGUUGCUAAAAUCUUAAAUGCAACCCUAGUAAUCCCUCAUCUUGAAGUAAAUUCUGUUUGGAAAGAUUCAAGCUCGUUUGAGGAAAUCUAUGAUGUGGAUCACUUCAUUAAUGUGUUGAAGGAUGAAAUCUCUGUAGUAAGAGAGUUGCCUCCAGAAUAUGCAUGGAGCACGCGGGAGUAUUAUGCUGUUGCCAUUAGGACCACAAGGAUCAAAACUGCACCAGUUCAUGCAUCAGCAAACUGGUACCUAGAGAAUGUUCUUCCUGUUCUUCAAAGUUAUGGAAUUGUAGCAAUUGCUCCCUUCUCACACCGCCUUGCUUUUGACAAUUUGGCUGGUGACCUUCAGAGGUUGCGUUGCAAAGUCAACUUUCAGGCAUUAGCAUUUGUUCCUCAUGUCAACACAUUGGGAGAAAUGCUCGUUAAACGCCUCAGAUAUCCAAAACAUGUGCGCUCUGAUGAAUAUAUACAGGAGGUUGUCGACGAAAAUGUUAGUAACGAUGGGAAUGGGAAGUAUGUCACAUUGCAUUUGAGGUUUGACAAGGACAUGGCAGCUCAUUCAGCCUGUGACUUUGGUGGUGGUAAAGCUGAAAGGUUGGCUUUAGCUAAGUACAGACAAGUGAUUUGGCAAGGAAGGGUUAUGAACUCCCAAUUCACAGAUGAAGAACUACGUAACCAGGGUCGCUGCCCAAUGACGCCUGAGGAAAUUGGAUUACUCUUAGCAGCCUUGGGCUUCGACAACAAAACUCGCCUUUAUCUAGCCUCCCAUAAGGUCUACGGUGGGGAGGCCAGAAUCUCAAGCUUGCGCAACCUUUUUCCCUUGAUGGAAGAUAAGAAGAGCAUUGCUUCUUCAGAGGAACUUGCAAGGGUUGAAGGGAAGGCUUCUCUUCUUGCUGCUGUUGAUUACUAUGUCAGCAUGCACAGCGACAUCUUCAUCUCCGCAUCCCCAGGCAAUAUGCACAAUGCCAUGGUUGGCCACCGGACCUAUGAGAACUUGAAGACAAUAAGGCCAAACAUGGCUCUACUAGGUCAGCUUUUCCUGAACAAGAGCUUAGAGUGGUUUGAGUUCCAGAGGGAGGUGCAAGCAGGGCACAAAGGAAGAGAAGGACAGAUUCGGCUGAGGAAGCCUAAGCAGUCCAUUUACACAUAUCCUGCUUCAGAUUGCAUGUGCCAGGGAUGAAAUGUAAAUUUCUAUGGCCUUUUAGUUCCAAACUUCAUAUUUUAGUGUAUUUUGUUGUAUUUUUCAUUUGAUAGUCAUGCCCAUUGUUGCUUUUAUUUGGCUUUUUGAACAUGACCCUAUUUGUUUAUAGUCAUCUUUACUGAAA